Molecule: messenger RNA, 1569 nt
Organism: Cydia strobilella
Lineage: Eukaryota; Metazoa; Arthropoda; Insecta; Lepidoptera; Tortricidae
Exons: 2
Coding region: 524-1411 (295 amino acids)
Source: RefSeq, a predicted model, not a curated record
UAUUUGCGCCAAAUAACCAAGACUUGAUGGUGCUAUUAAAAACCACAGAAGUUUUCAGUACCGCCAUCAGAAUGGAGUUUGGUGUCGAUAAGUGUGCGGUUAUGCAUGUACAGCUGGGGGAGGUUGUAAAUUCAACAAAUUUACAACUUUCUGAGACAAUGUCUUUCAGAUCUAUCUCUGAAUCAGAAACCUAUAAAUACCUUGGUAUGUCACAGUCGUUGGGUAUUGAGGGCGAGGGUAUUAGACGGUCGGUGAAGGAGCGCUUUUUCAGUCGGCUCACAAAAGUCCUUAACAGUCUUUUGUCAGGAGGCAAUAAAGUGCGCGCCUUCAACGCCUGGGUAAUGCCCAUACUCAUAUACUCCUUUGGCAUACUAAGGUGGACUCAGACCGAGCUGGACGCCCUGGAUCGGAGGGUCCGUCUACUACUCACCACACACCGUAUGCUACACCCACGCUCGUCAGUUAUGAGAUUGUACAUCUCACGGAAGUGUGGAGGAAUUAUUUCCUUAACAACGAGUGUGGGAUGCAUCGUGAUGUGGUGGCAGUGGACAGGCACUUCACGCCGCUCUCCUUGGCAAACGAGAACUGGCACAAACCUGUGGUACAAAGUGCUGCGGGCCGCAAGGCGGUAUGGGAGAGUAAGGUGCUACACGGGCGGUUCUACAAGGCCCUCAUGGGACCCGAUGUAGACCUGCUCGCGUCGGUGAACUGGUUACGAUUCGGGGACCUCUUCGGAGAAACCGAGGGUUUUGCCUGUGCAAUUGCGGACGAAGUUAUGAUGACGAACAACUAUCGGAAAUAUAUCCUGAAGGACGGUACGGUCGACAUUUGUCGGGCAUGCCGCCGUCCCGGAGAGUCACUCAGGCAUAUCAUUUCCGGUUGUUCUCAUCUUGCUAACGGCGAGUACUUGCACAGACAUAAUCUUGUAGCCAGGAUUAUUCACCAGCAGCUUGCUCUUCUAUACGGCCUUGUGGACUGCGAAGUACCGUACUACAAGUAUUUACCUGUGCCAGUUCUCGAGAAUGGUCGUGCCACGCUCUAUUGGGAUCGAUCUAUUAUCACUGACAGGACUAUUGUAGCCAAUAAGCCUGACAUUGUGAUAAUAGAUCGAUCGCAGCGCCGGGCCGUGCUCGUCGACAUCACCAUCCCCCAUGAUGAGAAUCUCGUGAAAGCCGAGAAGGACAAGUCCAGUAAGUACCUAGACUUGGCUCACGAGAUAACCGCCAUGUGGGAUGUUGAUUCGACGAUCAUUGUCCCGAUAGUCGUUUCAGCGAACGGUCUCAUAGCGAAGAGUCUCGACCAACACCUUGAGAGACUCUCGCUAGGUGGUUGGAUCAAGGGUCAGAUGCAGAAGGUGGUGAUCUUGGACACGGCGCGGAUAGUCCGCCGGUUCCUCUCUCUGCGGCCCUGACCACCGGCAGCUUGGGCCCUGCCCCGCUGCUGGCGGCACCCUAGGUUAGGUUUUUUAUAAUUUGUUUAUAUGUAUUUUGUAUUGUUUUGUAAGUGUUUUUAUAUUUUACUUUUAUAUGCAUAUUAUAAAAAACCUAACGUAAGAAAAAUAAUAAAUAA